AUGCUGUCGCGAGCUGCAAUGGGGCCACUUGGCCUGCGAGCUGCCGCUCUGGCAUCCUCAUCCACUAUUCGCUCCUGUGCCGUGCCCGCAGUCUGGUCCCGGUGCAUGUCGGCGACGAGGGACAGCAAAUCAAGAUUCUCCAAACCCCAGAACCCACCUGCUCAAAAGCCAUCACAGCCCGCCUCUAAGCCGUCACCAGAACCUUCACAAGACGCUCCUGCUCAGCCAUCUGCGGAGAAAGAGACUACUCAUGACGCCCCGCAAGAAGAGAUUCCUGACCUCUCUAAGCUGCCGGACCUCACACAAGGCAUCCCGUCGACUCUCGAGUAUGAGACCGCUGGUGCUACCGACAAGUCUUCACUGCACCCGUCUGAAGAAGAACCGCCAAAGACUGGUGGGAAAAGACCGAAGGGUGAGCUGCCUGCUUCUGCCUACGUUUCAUCCACGGAACGUCGGCGUCAGAAGAUGGCCUGGUGGGCAUUUGCUUUGACCGGUGUUUUCACGGUUGCUGGCACGGUAUACCUUGGCAGGAACUGGAGCGAGGAGGAGCUGGCAAAGAACCCAGAGGUGCCCAACGGCUGGAGUCUCACUCUCUGGUGGAAGCGUGCCAUGGCUCGCAUGACCGACACCGUCGAGUACUACCAGGAACCCGCCUUCGAGAAGCUGCUGCCGGAUCCCGAUCCGUCGUUCGAGCGCCCGUACACCCUUGUUAUCAGCUUGGAGGAUAUGCUGGUCCACAGCGAGUGGACCCGGGAACACGGCUGGCGCAUUGCGAAGCGCCCUGGCGUCGACUACUUCCUCCACUAUCUCAGCCAGUACUACGAGAUCGUCCUUUUCACCACUGUUCCCUUCGCUACCGGCGAGCCUCUUGUACGCAAGCUUGAUCCCUACCGCUUCAUCAUGUGGCCGCUUUUUAGGGAGGCUACCAAGUAUCAAGAUGGCGAGAUUGUCAAGGACCUGUCGUAUCUCAAUCGCGAUCUGUCCAAGGUGAUCAUCAUUGACACCAACCCCAAGCAUGUCCGCGCGCAGCCUGAGAACGCCAUUAUCCUCCCCAAGUGGACUGGUGACCCGAAGGACAAGGAGCUGGUAUCUCUUGUACCAUUCCUUGAGUUUAUCCAUGCCAUGCAGUAUAGCGACGUGCGCAAGGUCCUCAAGUCCUUUGAGGGCACCCAUAUCCCCACCGAAUUUGCCCGCCGUGAGGCGAUUGCUCGCGCCGAGCAUAACAAGCGUAUCCAAGCCAAGGCCCGUCAAAGCGGCAUGAGCUGGCUCAGCAGCCAUCUCGGCUUGAAGCCGAGCAGCAUGAGCCUGAUGGUAGCCCCUGAGGGCGAGGAAGACCCUCAGGAGGCCUUCGCCAAGGGCAAGAUGCUCCACGAUAUCGCACGCGAGCGCGGUAUCCGGAAUUAUCUGAUGCUUGAAGAGGAGAUCCGCAAGAACGGUGAGAAGUGGCUCAAAGAGGAGCAGGAGGCUAUGGAGAGGGCACAGAAGGAGGCCAUGAAGAACAUGAAGUCGUCUUUCUUUGGCUGGUUCACCCCGUCCGAGAAAGAGGAGAGUGUCAGCACGCAGUCCAAGCGCAGUUAA
Molecule: messenger RNA, 1578 nt
Organism: Thermochaetoides thermophila DSM 1495
Lineage: Eukaryota; Fungi; Ascomycota; Sordariomycetes; Sordariales; Chaetomiaceae
Exons: 2
Coding region: 1-1578 (525 amino acids)
Molecular function (GO): phosphoprotein phosphatase activity
Source: RefSeq, a predicted model, not a curated record